AUGAGUAUAUCUUCCGUAAGCAAAAGCGUUCAAAAAACCGGCAAAGAAUCAAUAUUUUGUUGGGGCUUUUUCAGUCAUGUUCAUAAAGGUUUGUCACACUCAGCUCAAACAUUAAACGGAAAAAUGGAUAAUGCGAAAGAUGGUGACGAACGUGACCAAAAUCCAACCGAUAUGAGCAAGCCAUCAAAAGAGGAACAAUUGUAUAAAUUAAAAACUUAUCGCGAAUUUGAUGAGGAAUUGACAGAGCUCAAACGUGAAAAUUUCAAUUUAAAAUUACGAAUAUAUUUUUUGGAAAAUCCACACGUUGAGCAAUCGAAUAGUGAGCUUAUCGAACAACUACGAACCGAAUCUGAAGUUUUAAAACAACAACUCAAUCAAAAAAACACCGGUUCACAAAGUCAAGAUCUUAGUAGUAGCAGUAAUACAAUUAUUCCUUUAGCAUCUGAUGAUGAACAUAAAUCACUAUUAGCCGAAUUCGAUCAAUUACGCAAAAGUUAUCAAACACUAUUAAAUUCUUACCGUCAACAACAAGCAAUAAUGUCACAAAGAUCGACAUCAUCGACGAGAAGAACGCACAUAACUCACAGUGUAGAUUCGGGAUUAGAAACAACGGGUGGAACAACAACAUUUAACACAUUAGAUACACGAGCAAUCGAACAGAGAGGUUAUGAAACUGGUCGACGUGAAAGAGAAAACGAAAUCCAGGCGUUACAAGAACACAUUAAAACUUUAGAAACAACUUUAAGACAUAGUCAAAUUGAUCAACAAAGUGCUGAACAGGAGUCCACCACCAGUAUAGAUUACAGCGAUGAAUUAAGAGCUCGGGAUACAAUAAUUGAGGAACUUAAACGAUCGAUUAAUUCAACAACAGAACAUUUACGUAAUUCGGUUCUAGUGGCACUACCACCGGCGAAUAUUCCUGAUGAUAGCAGUCGACGUCGAGUAGAAGAAUUACAAGACGAAGUACAAACACAUUUAAAAACCAUUGAGACAUUAAGAGUAGAAUGCUCUGAUUUAAGAAGUUCAGAACAAAAAUUAAGAUUGCAAAUUGAUCAAUUUGUAUCCGCACUCCGCGUAUCCGUAGCAUUUGACCGUCAUGGGAGCUCAGUUGUGCACGAUGAUUAUCAAAUCCGUCACAUAAAAGAUGUAAAAUCAGCUGUUGCUCAAGUAACCAAAAAUCUGAUGUAUGACGCUGAAAAUUUGACAAGUUUGACCAGUCGCGUAACAAUCCUUGUUCAAGAACAAGAAGAGUGGCAAGGAAAAUUACAGAGAUUGCAACAACAAAUAACACAAAAAGACGUUUACAUUCAGCAAUUAGAACGUCGAGAAUCUGAACUUGAAUUGACCAUAAAGCAACGUUACACGGAAAGAAUUAACCGACUGGAGCUAGAAUUAGUUGAAGAAAGAAGCCGAUUCGAAUCACAGCUACUGGAACACCGUGAACUACAGCUUGUACUUCAAGAAAAGAGUCGAUUAGAAUCACAACUAAUGACAUACAAAGAACAACUUCGUCAAAUUCAGUACGAGCACCAACAAGAAACUGAAUCGCUUCGAUUGCGUUACAAUGAGGAACACCGUGAACUACAACUUGUACUUCAAGAAAAGAGUCGAUUAGAAUCACAACUUGUGUCGUACAGAGAACAGAUCCAGGUACUCGAACGAAGCACGCAAUCAAUCGAAUUAGAAAGAGAAAUUAAAACAUACAAAGAACAACUUCGUCAAAUUCAGUACGAGCACCAACAAGAAACUGAAUCGCUUCGAUUGCGUUACAAUGAGGAACACCGUGAACUACAGCUUGUACUUCAAGAACACCGUGAACUACAGCUUGUACUUCAAGAAAAGAGUCGAUUAGAAUCACAACUUGUGUCGUACAGAGAACAGAUCCAGGUACUCGAACGAAGCACGCGAUCAAUCGAAUUGGAAAGAGAACUUAAGAUAAAUGAAGAACAAGAUGCCCGCUGA
Molecule: messenger RNA, 1962 nt
Organism: Didymodactylos carnosus
Lineage: Eukaryota; Metazoa; Rotifera; Eurotatoria; Philodinida; Philodinidae
Source: the annotation of a GenBank genome assembly